AUGAGGAACAACUAUUAAAGGAAGCUAAGAACUAAUUUUAUUAUUGAAGAAAUAACACAGAAAAAAGGAAAAAUUAAUUAAAAUUAAUAUCUUAGAAUGAGGAAUAUCGAUAAAUGUUGGAAAUUUAGAAUUUGA
Messenger RNA from Paramecium sonneborni, 135 nucleotides. NCBI's taxonomy places the organism in Eukaryota, Ciliophora, Oligohymenophorea, Peniculida, Parameciidae. The record is from the annotation of a GenBank genome assembly.